Alexandromys fortis (reed vole) is the source of this 783-nucleotide messenger RNA. Its product is annotated as Krueppel-like factor 17. The record is from RefSeq and is a predicted model, not a curated record. Gene Ontology annotation, biological process: regulation of transcription by RNA polymerase II. Gene Ontology annotation, molecular function: RNA polymerase II cis-regulatory region sequence-specific DNA binding; DNA-binding transcription factor activity, RNA polymerase II-specific. Lineage: Eukaryota; Metazoa; Chordata; Mammalia; Rodentia; Cricetidae.
AUGGUAACUACCCAUGGGUAUCAGGCUUUUGAUGAACUGCCGAAGAAAGACAGCGUUGUCCAGAUAAACCACUAUGGUCAGAUGCCAUCCUGGGGUCCAAUGUCAAUCCAGGAUGGUGAACCGAGCCACAGUAGUUUUGAGAUGUCAGUCUUCAGAGGUGACCAGGAUUUCUGGGUACACCAACAGAAGACAAGUCCAGUGGGUAGCCAGCCUAUCUGGGACAGUCAUCUUCAAACUCCUGAAUUGGACAUCAUUCAACAUGGAGGCUCCCCCCCCCCAAGACAAAGUGAGGAAUGUAACCUGUUUCAGCUUCUGGACACCACUCCCAGCUGGAAAGACAAUUCCUCGGGUCAGGUGAAGUCUACCUCAGUAGAUGAGAAUGUCUGCUCAGGUCUGAAGCCAUCACCCACUGUUGGAGGAAGUGACAGUGAUGAGGAGACUUCAUCUGGAAACCAAACUUUAUGUGUGGAAGGUUCUACAUGCCCUGCCAGUUCCUUUGUGGCCAAAGGUCAGACUCAAGAGAGCUUUUCACAAAUCCCCUCGGGCCUGGGACAGCUUCCACAGGAGAAGUCACAGCUGACCACUCAGAGUCCCGGGACCCAGAUUAAUUCUGACACUGGGAGAUUCUUGUGUACCUACCCAGGCUGUGGGAAAUCUUACACAAAGACUUUCCACCUCAAAGACCACAUGAAGAAACACACUGGGGAGAAGGCCUAUGUGUGCAGUGAGCCCGGAUGCCAGUGGAAAUUUUACCGCUCUGCAGACCUCGAAAGACACAAAAGA